AUGUUGGGAACGGUGAAGGCGCGGUGGGUAAUCACGACUGUGGUGUUGUUCUCGGUGGUGGUUUCGCGGAGCAAACAGAUAGAUGCGUCGUCCGACAAGCGGCUGGUCACUCUGGGUGCUUAUAGCGGCGGAGAACAAGAAAAGCCAACGGAAGAGGCGUCGGGGAAACUGGAGUACGAUUUCUAUAAGGAGUCGUGCCCUGAGGCUGAGAACAUUGUGAGGACGAAGAUGACUUGGAUUUACAGGCAGCACAGGAACGUCUCGGCUCAGUUGCUUCGUCUCUUUUUCCAUGACUGCUUCAUUCAGGGGUGUGAUGCUUCCGUUCUCUUGGAUGACAGCAAUGGGAAUACAAACCAUUCUAUAGAGAAGCAGGCCAUACCAAACAAGUCUUUAAAGGGAUUCGAUAAAAUUGAUCAGAUCAAGGAGGAACUCGAAAAUGUUUGUCCAGGGGUGGUAUCUUGUGCCGAUAUACUAGCUCUUGCCACCAGAGAUGGCGUUAUUCUGGCUGGCGGUCCUUAUUAUCCGGUCUUGACAGGUAGAAGAGAUAGCACAGAGUCCUACUUUGAUGUGGCAAUGGAGGAGAUUCCAAAACCAGAUGAUAAUAUCACUCAAAUAUUGCAUCUGUUCUCAAGUAGAGGUUUCAGUGAGAGCGAAACAGUUGCUCUUCUUGGAGCACACAACAUUGGAAAGAUAGGAUGUGAGUUCAUCGAGUCACGCGUAAACAAUUUCACUGGGACAGGGCAGCCAGACCCAGCUUUGCCAACUGAUCUCCUCAGCACUUUGAAACUAAAAUGCGUAAACAAUGCUAACAAGGCCACCAGUAGUAAUAGUGAUGCAUCGCAAUCGUCUUUGUUCAUAUCAUCUGGGGCAGUUUUCGACUCUCACUAUUACCAGAACUUGAUGCGGGGAAGAGGAAUCCUCUUUUCUGAUCAGCAACUAAUGGUUAACAUGAGGACUGCUCAAGUGGUUGCAGGUUUUGCUUAUAAUGGAACGGCAUUUCGAAUGGACUUUGCGCAGGCAAUGACGAAGAUGUCAAAACUUGGAGUCCUCACUGGAUCUCAAGGUCAGGUGAGAUCAGUCUGUUCUCUCCCAGUCGACUACUAUUAA
This is a messenger RNA of Argentina anserina (silverweed cinquefoil), 1107 nucleotides long. Its product is annotated as putative Peroxidase 48. Gene Ontology annotation, biological process: response to oxidative stress; hydrogen peroxide catabolic process. The transcript is spliced from 4 exons. The coding region runs from base 1 to 1107 and encodes 368 amino acids. Gene Ontology annotation, cellular component: plasmodesma; plant-type cell wall. Gene Ontology annotation, molecular function: heme binding; peroxidase activity. Lineage: Eukaryota; Viridiplantae; Streptophyta; Magnoliopsida; Rosales; Rosaceae. The record is from RefSeq and is a predicted model, not a curated record.